UGCAAACUAGACUGCAUUUGAAAUCUCCUAAGAUUUCUGCAAAUCUAACCUUGUGGUGACCGUUGUAUCCAUAUCUAUAUCCCAGAGGGGUUCAUUACCGGGCGAAUAGUUUUAUUUAGUAUUUACUUAGAGCCAGGAAAGAUAAGUAUAAGACUGAUAGGAGAGUUGCAAACGCUAUCUAGUGCAUUUUAGUAUCGGAUUUACAUCGGAGUGGUGCAAGGGAUUACGCCUGGCCAGCUAAUAUAUAUAUUAUAAAAUGGAAAACUUGGCUGAACUUGAACGCUUGAUCAUGUUUGGCAUUCAUGGGCUUAUCACGAUGCCCGGCUGGCGUUUUACGUGAUUCUUGAUAGUUGUCGCUGCUUUAGCCGGAAUCUGCAAUAACAGUUUCGCCUCGGGAGCACAAAUUAGUCAGCUCCGCUGAUCCAUAAGUUGCACCGGUGCAGCAAUGCGAUGCGAUCCGAUCUGGUGAUAGUGAGAUAACCUGGCCGAAGGUCGCUGUAUUACGGUUGGAAUAUUUAUAGUUGCGGGAUGUGGCUAUUAAGCCGCAGACGUCUAUAGUUUGACGUGAUUAAACUGACGCAGGAGAAAAUGUUUCGUGAUGCAAGCAGAUUGUUUGGAAAAAUAAAACAGUUUUUAACGGUCGAUAGGCCGGCAAGGCUAACUGGCGAUAGCUAAAGAUCGAUAUUAGGCCGGUGUCACCUCUAUCCCUUAGUGUGACCGUAUAUUCCCGCAAUUGUUUACUAUUUGUUUAUAGUCAUUAUGGAUCCUUCAAUUAUUGAGUUUUUUGGUGAAAAGUGCAUGAUCAGCAUUAUACCGAACUUCUCCAACGAACCCCUGCAUCUUAUAUACGGAUCUGUGGGUCCCUUCCGGGCGGGUUUUCCCGUCUUUGUGCCCCUGUGGAUGGCCACGCAUCUGCGCAAGCAACAGAAGUGCCGGAUUGUGCCGCCAGAAUGGAUGGAUAUGGAUAUAUUGGAGGAAAUCAAGGAGGAAGAGAACCGAUCCAAAUUCUUCACCAAGAUGCCCUGCGAGCAUUACAUGGUCGUGGCCCAGUUGGUCAUGAGCACGGCGCCGGAUGAUGUUCCGCGUUGCGAGGAGCUGCGCACUGUGAUCAAGGACAUCUUCGACAUACGCGAGUCCAAGCUGCGCACCUCGAUAGAUGCCUUUAUCAAGGGAGAGGGCACCUACGCAAAGCUGGACAACCUGACGCUGCUGGAGAUCCACAGUGUGCGGCCCAUCCUACCCUAUUCCCUGGAUCACAUAGCUCGAUACCAGCGCACGGCCACCGCCUCCCAGAGGGACACCUCCAUGCUGAGUGCCUCGAUGGCGGGAUCCAGUUCGGGGCCCAAUAGCAACUCUCUGUUUUCCCAGUGAUUGUGUCAUUGUAGAGCUAGUUCGAGUAAAUAGAGAUAGUGUUAAGCAAAUUAUUGGUGGCUUUUGUUUUCUCGUAGAAAUAAAACCAUUUCAACUUCUUAAA
Molecule: messenger RNA, 1474 nt
Organism: Drosophila subpulchrella
Lineage: Eukaryota; Metazoa; Arthropoda; Insecta; Diptera; Drosophilidae
Gene: Psf2
Product: probable DNA replication complex GINS protein PSF2
Exons: 2
Coding region: 760-1371 (203 amino acids)
Biological process (GO): double-strand break repair via break-induced replication; DNA replication
Cellular component (GO): GINS complex; nucleus
Source: RefSeq, a predicted model, not a curated record